Labeo rohita (rohu) is the source of this 4455-nucleotide messenger RNA. RefSeq names its product carnitine palmitoyltransferase 1A2b (gene cpt1a2b). The transcript has 19 exons. Gene Ontology annotation, biological process: carnitine metabolic process; fatty acid metabolic process. NCBI's taxonomy places the organism in Eukaryota, Metazoa, Chordata, Actinopteri, Cypriniformes, Cyprinidae. Bases 119 to 2461 code for a protein of 780 amino acids. Gene Ontology annotation, cellular component: mitochondrion. Gene Ontology annotation, molecular function: carnitine O-palmitoyltransferase activity. The record is from RefSeq and is a predicted model, not a curated record.
CUCAGGUAGCUUGUGUUUUGCUGUUUGGAAGUGAAGGGGUGGAGAACCUAAAGUUUACAUCUGUCAAAAACUGCAUUCAGUUUUGCUUGUUCCCGAAGUACCGUUCAAACGUACAGUGAUGGCAGAGGCUCAUCAGGCAGUAGCGUUUCAGUUCACCAUCUCUCCUGAGGGGAUCGACCUGCAUCUGUCCUACCAAGCCCUCAAUCAAAUCUACCUCUCCGGCCUGCGAUCCUGGAAGAAACGGAUCAGCAGGAUUAAGAACAGAAUCAUUAAAGGUGUAUACCCAGCUAGUCCCUCCUCUUGGCUUUUUGUUGUCAUAGCAAUCCUGGCCACUAUGUACAUGCAGUCCGAUCCAUCUAUGGGCCUCAUUGCUAAGAUUCGGGAUCAUCUGCCCCUCAGUCUGUCGUUGAGUGCUCAAGGUCAGACUGUGCUGUCGGCGCUGCUGUUCAGUACUCUGCUGUGGUUGUCUCUCAUUCUGGCACUGAGGUUCUGCCUAAAGCUUCUCCUAUCAUACCACCGAUGGAUGUUCGAGCUACAUGGACGCAUGUCUACCAAGACCAAAGUCUGGGCGACCCUAGUUAGGUUGCUGUCCAGUAGAAAGCCAUUACUGUACAGCUAUCAGACAUCUUUACCACACCUUCCUGUACCUCCUAUUAAAGACACAUUGGAAAGAUACCUUGAGUCAGUGAAGCCACUGCAAGAUAUGGCUGGUUUUCAGCGAAUGAUGAGACUAGCAGCCGAGUUUGAGAAAAGUCUGGGUAAUCGCCUGCAAAGAUACCUAAAACUCAAAGCACUGUGGGCCACAAACUAUGUUAGUGACUGGUGGGAAGAGUAUGUUUAUCUCCGGAGCCGGAGUCCUAUUAUGGUCAACAGUAAUUAUUAUGGCAUGGACUUCCUGUACGUGACACCUACAGCUAGUCAGGCAGCUCGUGCUGGUAAUACUAUCACAGCCCUGUUCUUGUAUCGCCGCAAAGUCAAUCGAGAGGAGCUCAAUCCUAGUCGUAUUCCUGGUACAGUCAUACCGCUUUGUGCAGCUCAGUGUGAACGGAUGUUCAACACCACACGUACGCCUGGAGAGGAGACCGAUGUGCUGCAGCAUUGGCAGGACAGCGAGUUUGUCGCAGUGUACCACAGAGGCCGGUAUUUCAGGUUGUGGGUUUACCGAGCAGGACGCCUGCUGUCACCCAGAGAGAUCCAGUACCAGAUUCAAAGGAUCUUGGAUGACCCCUCAUCUCCGUCUCCAGGAGAGGACAAACUAGGGGCACUCACAGCAGGAAACAGGAAACCCUGGGCCCAGGUGAGGAAGCAGUUCUUCAGCUCUGGAGUUAACAAGCGCUCACUGGACUGCAUUGAGAAAGCGGCCUUCUUCGUCACGCUAGAUGAUCAGGAAGAAGGCAUGAUGGGGGAGGAUCCCGCAGUGAACUUGGACCGCUAUGCCAAAUCCCUCCUUCACGGAAAAUGCUAUGACAGGUGGUUCGAUAAGUCGUUUUCAGUCGUGGUGUAUAAGAAUGGAAAGAAUGGCCUGAAUGCAGAACAUUCUUGGGCCGAUGCACCUGUGGUGGCCCACCUGUGGGAGUUCACUCUGGCCACAGACACAUUUCAUUUGGGUUACACCGCAGAUGGAAACUGCAGGGGAGAGAUUGAGCGCUCCUUACCACCUCCUCAACGCUUGAACUGGGACAUACCGGCAGAGGUUCAGACGCAGGUGUCCGAGUCGCUUGCUGUUGCGCGAGCACUGGCUGAUGAUGUGGACUGUCAUGUGUUCCCCUUCAGAGAAUUUGGCAAAGGGCGCAUCAAGAAAAUGAAAAUGAGCCCAGAUUCAUUUGUACAGAUGGCCCUGCAGCUGGCAUACUACAGGGACAGAGGGACUUUUUGUCUGACAUAUGAAGCCUCCAUGACUCGUUUGUUUCGUGAGGGUCGCACUGAGACCGUGCGAUCCUGCUCCAAUGAAAGCUGUGCCUUUGUCCUUGCACUGGAAGCAGGAGAGGACAGAGAACAUUGCCAAAAGCUGUUACGAAAGGCUGCUGAGAAGCAUCAGAACCUCUACCGCCUGGCCAUGACAGGAUCUGGCAUUGACAGGCACCUCUUCUGCCUAUAUGUGGUCUCAAAAUACCUGGGAGUAGAGUCUCCUUUCCUUAAAGAGGUCCUGUCAGAACCCUGGCGCCUCUCCACCUCUCAGACUCCUGUGCAGCAGACGGAGUUGUUUGAUUUGGUCAACCAUCCUGAAUUUAUCUCGCUGGGAGGAGGCUUUGGACCGGUGGCUGAUGAUGGCUAUGGUGUAUCUUACAUUAUAAUGGGUGAAGAAAUGAUCAACUUCCAUGUGUCUUGCAAGCACUCCUGCACAGAGACUAACUCUCAUAAGUUUGGCUCUCAGAUCAGUCAAGCCAUGAUGGAUCUUAUGACUCUGCUGAACCCAGACUUUAAGGAAACCACCAAAGCCAGCCCUGACAAACAGUCAUAAAUCCUGCUGCACAUUUGUUUAAAGAUGGGUUCAUAUUUAUCUCAUUAUUUGUGUAAGCUUCUUAUUUAAUUCUCUUAUGUUUGUUGGGUUUGAGUUUGUGAUAUACUGGAUCUAUCCCAAUGUCAAAGGUAAAGGUUUUGCUAAUUGCAGCUGCUGCAGUUUUACUGUGCACCUAAAACGGCUGUCCUGAGGAAUUACGUCUGUCUGUCUGAUUGACAGCUCUGUAAACAGCAAAAAGGUGUCAGGCCAGUCACCUAUACUGUGUGUGUUUAAGUUUUCUGAAAUCUGUGGUUGUGUCUUUACCAGGGUAUGGUUAUGAAGAGAGGAUGUGUGGUUGAAACUACAGCAUUAGUCUGGUGGAAACAUUAACGACAGCUCUUUCCCCCAUAAAACCUAUAUUGCGCCUAUUAAAAACAGUUAUGAUGAGUGAUUUUGUUUUAUUGCGGUCACUACCAGAAAAGCAAAAUGCAAAAAUUGUACCGUUAGGAUGAGGGAGAUCUUUCUUAUCUAAAAGGUGCAUAUUAGUACCUUGGAGUUGUAAUAUGUAGCCUUAAGGAAAUACUAUCAACCUUUUAGGGGUAAACGAAUUAGAAAGUUGUUCCUUUAAGAGUACUGUUAACAAGCUGUUCUUUUCUAAGAAGUGUAGUUUUUAAUGUGUGUUGAGUUUCGCCCUUUAUUUUGUAAAUGAAUUUGAAAAAGAUGAAUUAAAUAAAGAAGAUUAAUUUGCAGGCAAGGAGGAUUCUUCCUUCAUUAUUUAAGAUGGUUCAAGAAAUGGAUGAUUAAAAGCUGUCAGUGAAAUGACAUUUAAUUGACUGUUACCAAAGAGGUCUGCAAUACUUGGAAAAAAGUUACCCUUUCGCAUUUCUAUUCAUAUCAGUGUACAUUGCUUGGCUGACAUGGGGUCCCUUGAAAUUGCGUGGGGCUGAGUUAACCUGCCAAACCUUGAAAGAAAGAAGAAAUCUGUGUGGUGAUGUUAUCUGUACAGGCAUGAAUCUAUCAAGUUCACUGGUUCAGGAUGGUCCAUGAAUCUCUUUUCAGAUGUUAAAUGGAUAAACUUGCCUGAUUACUUCUGUUAAAGCUGUGGUUAUAAAUAAGUAUCAGUGGAUCUGCUUGAUUAACUGAUGAUGCAGCACAAGUCAUGCAUUAGAUGUUCUUAUGUUUUUUAAUGCAAUAUAAAUAAAUUAUGAGAUUCUUCCAUGUCUGAUACUUAGAAACGAUAUUGAAACAAUAUUGACAAUGUUCUUGUGUUGUUAUAUUCAGUUACACUAAUAUCAUUUGCUUUUCAAAAGGUCUCAUGUAUGCAAACAUCUCAGGAAUGCAUAAAUACAUGUUCAAAGCACAGUAUGACUUUCUUUUACUUCUGUAAGUCAUAAUAUGUUUUUACUUGCAGGUAAAUAGGAUAAAAUAAAACUCUUUUUAUUGCUUUGAAAUAUUAGAUAUUCCUGUGACAUCCUUCCAAGUACUUUCUUUGUUACUUUUUAGUAACUGAUUAUGGAUUACGUUAUCAGAUUCCAACAAUUAAGUACUUGUAAUUAGAUUGAAUUACAUUUUAAAAUACUUGUAAUCAGACUACAGUUACUUUUUAUGGAUUACAUGAUCACAUAUUAUUCACACAAUAGCAAUAAUUAUUCGACAUUUAUUGAUUCUACCAAAUUCCUCUUUUACCUUUUAAAUUUUCCUUUCUAAAAUAGCCUACCACUUAUAUACAUUCAGAAAGUCUUCAAGUUUUGUGGACAUUCACACAAAACCAGUCAAUAGUUGCAUGGUUUAGGAAGUGUUUCAGCAUUGCGUCAGCUACUGAUGAACUACUGAUAUUAGUCUAACUGAAUAUAACAACACAAGAACAUCGUCAAUAUCGUUUCUCCUUUUAUGAAAGUAUCAGAAGUGGAAGAAUCUCAUUUGUAUUUGAAUGAUCACUCUGUAGGUUAAUUAUGCGUUUUUGUCUUUAGAAGGGUUUUGUUUUUCAAACAUUAAAAUUCCUGAAUUCAUGAGAA